AUACACUUUAAUACAUCCUGUGUCAGCGUUGCGAUUCAGUCUCAGCUACCUAUUGAACAUGAAGGCCUCUCUUUUUGUCGGCUCUCUUAUCGCGAGCUCUGCUGCCGCGUAUAAGGCUACCACCACCCGCUAUUAUGACGGGCAAGAGGGCGCAUGUGGCUGCGGCGGUGCGAAUGGCGGCGCCGCUUUCUCCUGGCAGCUUGGCAUCAGCAGCGGAGUUUACACAGCUGCCGGUUCCCAGGCUCUCUACGACACGGCCGGUGCUUCGUGGUGUGGCGCGGGCUGCGGCAAAUGCUACAACUUGACCUCGACGGGAGAGCCGCCUUGCACUUCCUGCGGUACGGGCGGCGUUGCGGGCCAGAGCAUCAUUGUAAUGGUCACAAACCUGUGUCCUAACAAUGGAAACGCGCAGUGGUGCCCAACAGUCGGAGGCACCAACCAGUACGGCUACAGCUACCACUUCGACAUUAUGGCACAGAACGAGAUAUUUGGAGACAACGUGGUUGUUGAUUUCGAGCCAGUCGCUUGCCCAGGCCAGGCUACAUCUGACUGGCAACAAUGCCUCUGUGUCGGAAUGCAAGAGACGGACACCACGCCUGUUCUAGGAGGCGGCUCGUCUCCGCCGCCCGGCAGCAGCUCAAGCCGGCCGCCAGCAUCAGCAACAUCGUCAGCACCAACUGGCAGUGGGACACAAUCACUCUAUGGCCAGUGUGGAGGCACUGGUUGGGCAGGCCCUACAGCUUGUGCGCCCCCAGCCACCUGUAAAGUGCUGAACCAGUACUACUCCCAGUGCCUUGACUGAGUAAAGACAACAACAAAUCGUGAGAAUUGAAUGGGCAUUUGCAUAUAUGAAUCUCAGUAUAUACUAGAUGAGUAAAGACGAUGAAUAUAAAUAAUCUUGGCGGAAAAGUAUGCUUAAAAA
Messenger RNA from Trichoderma atroviride IMI 206040, 922 nucleotides. RefSeq lists its product as uncharacterized. The record is from RefSeq and is a predicted model, not a curated record. Gene Ontology annotation, biological process: carbohydrate metabolic process. Lineage: Eukaryota; Fungi; Ascomycota; Sordariomycetes; Hypocreales; Hypocreaceae. Gene Ontology annotation, molecular function: cellulase activity; cellulose binding. Gene Ontology annotation, cellular component: extracellular region.